CCUCACCACUGCUCUCUCCACUCUAGGUCUGAGCAUGCAGAACUCCGAGGGCGGAGCAGAUUCGCCAGCAUCAGUGGCUCUGCGACCUGCAGCCCAGCCCGUGCCAGCCUCCCCACAGAGGGUGCUGGUCCAAGCCGCAGGCUCGACUCCCAAGGGUGCCCCAAUGCAGCCACUCACCCUCCCCAGAGUCCAGGCGGUGCCACCACAGGUGCAGCAUGUGUACCCAGCGCAAGUGCAGUACGUGGAGGGCGGGGACGCGGUCUACGCCAACGGAGCCAUCCGAGCAGCCUAUGCCUACAACCCAGACCCUCAGCUCUAUGCCCCCAGCAGUGCAGCAUCUUACUUUGAGACUCCGGGUGGCGCUCAAGUGACAGUGGCAGCCUCGUCCCCACCAGCAGUCCCUUCCCACGGCAUGGUGGGCAUCACCAUGGAUGUCUCGGGGACCCCCAUCGUGUCUGGCGCAGGAGCCUACCUCAUCCAUGGGGGCAUGGACAGCACAAGACACUCCCUGGCCCACACUGCGCGCUCCUCACCUGCCACGCUUGAAAUGGCGAUUGAGACUCUCCAAAAAAGCGAAGGCCUCGCCCCCCACAAAGGCGGCCUGCUCAACAGCCAUCUGCAGUGGCUUCUGGAUAAUUACGAGACGGCAGAAGGCGUGAGCCUGCCCCGCAGCUCCCUGUACAACCACUACCUGAGACACUGCCAGGACCACAAGCUGGAGCCUGUCAACGCCGCCUCCUUCGGCAAGCUCAUCCGCUCUGUGUUCAUGGGCCUGCGCACGCGGCGCCUGGGGACCAGAGGCAACUCAAAGUACCAUUACUAUGGGAUCCGCCUGAAGCCAGACUCCCCUCUGAACCGAUUGCAGGAAGACACACAGUACAUGGCCAUGAGACAGCAGCCCACACACCAGAAGCCCAGGUACCGGCCAGCCCAGAAGUCAGACAACCUUGGGGAUAGUGGUGCUCACGGCAACCUGCACGGCACACCUGAACAGGCCAUGGCCACUCAGGGCCAGCAUCACCAGCAAUACAUAGAUGUAUCCCACGUCUUCCCAGAGUUCCCGGCACCUGACCUAGGCAGUGUGCUGCUGCAAGAGAGUAUCACCCCUCACGAUGUGAAGGCCUUGCAGCUGGUGUAUCGCAGGCACUGUGAGGCCACCCUAGAUGUCGUCAUGAACCUCCAGUUUCAGUACAUUGAGAAGCUGUGGUUAUCCUUUUGGAACUGCAAGACCACCUCCAGUGAUGGCCGUGCCUCCCUGCCUGCCAGUGACGAGGAGCCAGAAGUCACCCUCCUCCCCAAGGACAAGCUCAUCUCUCUGUGUAGAUGUGAGCCAAUCCUGCAGUGGAUGCGCAGCUGUGACCAUAUCCUGUAUCAGGCGCUGGUGGAGACCCUUAUCCCAGAUGUGCUGCGGCCUGUCCCCAGUUCCCUGACACAGGCCAUCAGGAACUUCGCCAAGAGCUUAGAGGGCUGGCUCGUCAAUGCCAUGAGUGGCUUCCCUCAGCAGGUCAUCCAGACCAAGGUAGGUGUUGUGAGCGCCUUUGCACAGACCCUGAGGCGCUACACGUCCCUCAACCACCUGGCUCAAGCAGCACGGGCUGUGCUGCAAAACACGUCACAGAUCAACCAGAUGCUGAGUGACCUCAACCGCGUGGACUUUGCCAAUGUUCAGGAGCAGGCCUCAUGGGUGUGCCAGUGCGAGGAGAGCCUGGUACAACGUCUGGAACAUGACUUCAAGGUGACCCUGCAGCAGCAGAGCUCACUGGACCAGUGGGCCAGCUGGCUGGACAACGUGGUCACCCAGGUGCUGAAGCAGCAUGCAGGCAGCCCCAGCUUCCCCAAGGCCGCCCGCCAGUUCUUGCUCAAGUGGUCAUUCUACAGCUCCAUGGUGAUCCGUGACCUGACCCUGCGCAGUGCCGCCAGCUUUGGCUCCUUCCACCUCAUCCGGCUGCUGUAUGAUGAGUACAUGUUCUACCUGGUGGAGCACCGUGUGGCCCAGGCCACUGGAGAGACGCCCAUUGCUGUCAUGGGAGAGUUCAAUGAUCUAGCUUCGCUGUCGCUGACCCUGCUGGACAAAGAGGACAUUGGGGAUGGACACAGCAGUGAGGCAGAUGUGGAUGGCCGCAGCCUGGGCGAGCCCCUGGUGAAACGGGAACGGAGUGACCCCAGCCACCCACUGCAGGGCAUCUAGCCCCUUCCCUGGGCGCCUUCCACCAGCUUCCGGAAGGCGUCACCUGGCCCCCCAGGGACCUGGACUCUCAGCCUAUCACACUAGUGCCUCUUAGAUGAUGCCAUGUUUACUGUGACCCAAGGUGCCCCACCCCAGGGGGCCAGAGACUAUGGGGAACAACUGUGGGGUCACUCAAGCUGCCCACGCCCCACUAAGGUGCCCCCGGCCCUGGGCUGUUCCCCAGGGGAUACAGUGACCCAUCUGUCCCCAGUCCCGACCCCCUUCCCUGCUGCGUGUGCGAGUUACGAGGCACAGCCCUCAGAAGAGCCCCAGCUGCUCUCAACUUAAACCAUCAUUUCAAAGAAAACCAAGCCCCAGGAGUGGGAGGGAUGGCACUGCUCGCUGGGCGCUGACCCUGUGCUCUGGUCUCUAUGUACCUGAAGGCCUCUUGUGGAUGGGCAGGGCCUCCAGGUGCAGGCCCUGACCCUGGGUGGACCACAGAUGCUAAAGGCAUCUCACCUCGUCCCAGACAGGUCCAAGUCCAAAAAGAAAGCAAAGCUCCGUGUACAGCCCACUCACAUCUCCUGGUCAAACUGUCCAGUUCACAGUCCACACCGAGCUAAUCCAGGGGGACCUCAGUGGUCAGCACUGUGUCCACACCUCCUGGCAGCACCCCACAACCUGUUUACACCACAGUGUCUAGGCCCUACAGUCUUGUAGACACCACCCCAAACAAGCCAUGCUGUCUGCUCUGUUCCUGUGACUGACCCCUUCUCACCCCAAGACCUCAAGAUCUCUGCGGACAAAUGAACACCAAGGGCGUGAGGACCCUGAGUUCUAGACAUCCCAGCACAUGGCCAUUGCACCUCACUGCAGUCGCCAUGUUGAGAAUUAUGUCCCAAACACAAGCUCCCCCCACAACCUAGGAAGCGCCUCAUGAAAUACAAUAGUUUUUCUCUUUUUGGAAAAAAAUGUUCCCCCUGGUAGUUUUGUGCUGUAAUUGUUCUUAGAAAGUUCUUGUGAAUGUGUCCAUCAAAACAC
Molecule: messenger RNA, 3208 nt
Organism: Cricetulus griseus (Chinese hamster)
Lineage: Eukaryota; Metazoa; Chordata; Mammalia; Rodentia; Cricetidae
Source: RefSeq, a predicted model, not a curated record